UAUGGAUGGGACCGAGGAACGGAACCGCAAGAACUGCGGGAAAAAUGAGCCGGAGGCACGACAAAAGAUGUUGGAUACGGGGGACGAAAAAGAUCCAGCAAAAGACAGAGUAACAUUAAAGAAAGAAAUUGGACUGAUGAGUGCGUGCGCGAUAAUUAUUGGAAACAUCAUUGGUUCAGGCAUCUUCAUCUCCCCCAAAGGCGUUUUGGAACAUGCGGGCAGCGUUGGGUUCUCUCUCAUCGUCUGGGUCCUGGGAGGAGGGAUUUGCGCCCUCGGCUCCCUCUGCUACGCAGAACUGGGGGUCACCAUUCCCAAAUCAGGGGGCGACUACUCGUACGUCACAGAGAUCUUUGGAGGUCUAGUGGGGUUCCUGCUGCUGUGGAGUGCCGUGUUGAUCAUGUACCCCACCACGCUAGCUGUCAUCGCUCUGACUUUCUCUAACUAUGUCCUGCAGCCUGCCUUCCCAAACUGCCUGCCCCCCUACAUCGCCACACGGCUCCUCUCCACCACCUGCGUAUUGUUCCUGACGUGGGUGAACUGCUCCAGCGUACGCUGGGGGACUCGGAUCCAGGAUUUCUUCACUGUGGGGAAGCUUCUGGCCCUAGGUCUCAUCAUCGUCGUGGGCUUGGUGCAGAUCUGCAGAGGACACUACGACGCGUUGAGGCCGCAGGUGGCUUUUGAGUUUAUCAGAGAUCCGUCUGUGGGACAGAUCGCCCUGGCCUUCCUCCAGGCCUCUUUCGCCUUCAGUGGCUGGAACUUUCUUAAUUAUGUCACUGAGGAGGUGGUGGAACCUCGCAAGAACUUGCCCCGUGCCAUUUACAUCUCUAUUCCUCUGGUCACGUUAGUCUACACACUCACCAACAUUGCCUAUUUCUCCUCCAUGAGUCCGGAGGAGCUCCUGGCCUCCAACGCCGUGGCUGUGACGUUUGGAGAGAAACUGCUAGGGAUGUUUUCCUGGGUCAUGCCCAUCUCUGUCGCUCUGUCCACAUUUGGAGGAAUCAAUGGAUACCUCUUCACCUCCUCCAGGCUCUGUUUCUCUGGGGCCAGAGAGGGACACUUACCUUACCUGCUGGCCAUGAUCCAUCUGAAGAGCUGCACUCCAAUCCCCGCACUGCUCGUCUGUUGCACCGCCACCAUAGUGAUCCUGUGCAUCGGAGAGACACACAACCUCAUCAACUACGUCUCCUUCAUCAACUAUCUCUCUUACGGGGUCACUAUCGCCGGGCUUCUCUACUACCGCUGGAAAAAGCCGAACCUGGUCCGACCCAUAAAGGUGAACUUGCUCGUUCCCAUCAGUUACCUGGUCUUCUGGGCGGUGCUGCUGGGGUUCAGCCUGUACUCGGAGCCUGUGGUCUGUGGGAUGGGACUGGUCAUAAUGCUCACUGGGGUGCCCAUUUACUUCAUCGGGGUCCACUGGAAGGACAAGCCAAAGUGGCUGUACAGCAUCGUGGGGGCGGUCACGUUCCUCGGACAGAAGCUGUGUUACGUCGUUUUUCCUCAGGACGACCCGUCAGAAAUCACUCCGCUCACCGAGAAGACGGAGAAGUCCGAGCUGUGAUCACGAUCACACCGGCCUGGUUUUUUUUUUUUUUUUAAGGGUCACUUUUUUAUCCCUUCCCCUACGUUGUUUAACCCUUUCUCUGCCCUUGUUCGCUGUGAACCAGGAGACAGCUCCCUACAUGUGCCAGAUUGUGGCCUGUCAGAGAGGCUGAGAAGUCUUGUGUGACCUGAUUCAGUCUAGUAACUGACAUGUCCCUCCUCCCAACCCCUUGGUCCUUUAUUUUUGUCAUUUCUGCCUGGUUUCCAGCCUUCACGAAAAUGGACCCAUCCAGCUCCAAAGGAACAGGUUUUUUUUUUUCCAUAUUUUUUUUUCCAUUCUACUUCCACUGUUACUCCGUUUUAGAAUUUUUUUUUUUUUGUUGUUAAUUUUGUUGUUGUGCCUUAUAUGAUUCCUUUCCUGAGUAACAUGCAAUGUUGUUGUUUUUUUUGCUUUUUAUCUCUCUCUCUCUCUCUCUUUCUCUCUGCGGGAUGGAGAUGUUUGUUUUACGUGGCUGCUCCAGGUCUUCCACCUCUUAGCUGCUGUUUAAAACUGCCAGACACCUGUCUCAGCAUUAUUGGUGUACAGACAGGGUUUGUUGCGUCCCGUUCUGCUCUCUCUGAAACAAACUGAACUCUGGACUGUGUCUGGAUAUUACCAGACACAACCCACUGUGCCAGACUGAACCAGACUAACCUUCCCUCUAAAUUCAGUCGCCGCUUCGACCGGGUCGUAGGAAAUUUUUAAGCACUAACGCACUAAGUCUGAGAAAUAUGCACUUGUUUCAGGUGCGUGUAAUUGUCAUGUAGUCAAUUUGACGUUCAAUGUCAAUAGUCCGUCAAAGAUGGAAACACAAGAACAAAGAUGAUAAGAUAUAAUCUAUAACCCUAUGCAACUCUAUGCAAACCGCAUCUGCGUUUCAGAACGGUUUUUAAUAUUUUAAUAGCUCUUCUUACACUUUUUUUUUUUUUUUACUUAAACUUUCUGGAACCUCUGCAGAGACAGAGGCUUUGCACUAUAAAAUUUUAGCUGUGCUUGCAGUCAACCCAAUUACAUAUUACCCUAAAAAAUUAAAUAAUUAAUUAAUUUAAAAGAAGUUAUUUGCCCAGAAUGUCCAAAGUGCUAUCUGUGAUAGUCUGUGAGAGUGGUGACUGGCAGCCUGGGUUAGUCACCCAGCUCCUGUUCUCAGACAGAAGGUGCCUGACCGUUUGAGGCUCAUUCUUUUCACAAAUGAAACUUAUAAACCCAUCUCCCACAUACCCACACACACACACACGCACACACACACACACACACACACACACACACUGAUGAUAUCAGAUAUAAAAGUCCUACUGAAGGACCUGUUCACUGUCAGGGACUUUUUCUAUGCAGUUUCUGUGUCCAUUUUUGUAUGGAGUAGAUAUUGAUUCUAUAUUUCAUAGGGCAUAAAAUUACACCCUUUUUAAAAAGUGGCACAAAAACACACACACACACACACAAUGCAAACCGGAUUCCUCCUCAUAACUUUUUUUUUUCCCCGGAAAACUCGCUGCCUGCAAUACAGUCACCGUAGCAACCAUAGCGCUCCAGGCUCCGUCUGAAAGAACCGCCACUCCUGGUGUGUCAGAUCUGUACGUCCCCAAACCAAUACUGUGUAAAUAUUGUGUAAAUUUAAAGAUUCGUCAGGGGUUCAGAGUGAGACUGCAUCCCUGAGCUGUGUCAUUGGACAUAAUAUAUUAUACGUAUGUAAGUGGAUGUACUUUUUUGGGGUUUGUUUGUUUGUUUGUUUUGUAUAAGAAUGUCAUUGAUGGUUAAAUAUAACAUUAAUAGCGUAUUAAAUUUAAUGCUGAAAGGAAAUAGCAUGUGAGUGAUUUGGCUUACUUUCUGUGUGUGUGUGUGUGUGCGCGCGCGUGUGUGUGAGACAGAGAGUGAGUGUGUUUGCCUUAUCACCAACCAAGCAGUGUUGUUUCACAUUUACGCCAAAAUUUUUAAAAAUAGUUUCUUUGUAAUUGCUGUUAUUUGACAUUAACUGAAUAAAAAGCUGUAAUUAUUCGGUCUGGA
Messenger RNA from Chanos chanos (milkfish), 3580 nucleotides. It is a transcript of the gene slc7a10a, whose product is annotated as solute carrier family 7 member 10a. NCBI's taxonomy places the organism in Eukaryota, Metazoa, Chordata, Actinopteri, Gonorynchiformes, Chanidae. Gene Ontology annotation, cellular component: membrane. The transcript has 11 exons. Gene Ontology annotation, molecular function: neutral L-amino acid transmembrane transporter activity; L-amino acid transmembrane transporter activity. Gene Ontology annotation, biological process: D-serine transmembrane transport; D-alanine transmembrane transport. The record is from RefSeq and is a predicted model, not a curated record. The coding region runs from base 2 to 1558 and encodes 518 amino acids.